Messenger RNA from Suncus etruscus (white-toothed pygmy shrew), 1692 nucleotides. It is a transcript of the gene OTOP2, whose product is annotated as otopetrin 2. Gene Ontology annotation, molecular function: proton channel activity. Gene Ontology annotation, biological process: proton transmembrane transport. The record is from RefSeq and is a predicted model, not a curated record. Lineage: Eukaryota; Metazoa; Chordata; Mammalia; Eulipotyphla; Soricidae. The coding region runs from base 1 to 1692 and encodes 563 amino acids. Gene Ontology annotation, cellular component: membrane. The transcript is spliced from 8 exons.
AUGUCCGAGGAGCUGACCCCGGGCCCCAAGGAGAGCCCCCCGGCGCCCCGCGCCGCCCCACGCGAGGUAUGGAAGAAAGGGGGCCGCCUGCUAUCGGUGCUGCUGGCCGUGAACGUGCUGCUGCUCGCCUGCACCCUCAUCAGCGGCGGCGCCUUCAACAAGGUGGCCGUGUACGACACCGACGUGUUCGCGCUGCUCACCACCAUGAUGCUCCUCGCGGCGCUCUGGAUCCUCUUCUACCUGCUGGGCACCGCGCGCCGCCCCGACGCCGUCCCCUACCGCGACGCGCACGCCGGCCCCAUCUGGCUGCGAGGUGGGCUGGUGCUUUUUGGCAUCUGCACUCUCGUUAUGGAUGUCUUCAAGACAGGCUACCACUCCAGUUUCUUUGAAUGUAUGUCGGUCAUCAAGAUCCUCCAUCCUCUCACCCAAGCUGUGUUUGUCAUUGUCCAGACUUACUUCCUCUGGGUCUCUGCUAAGGACUGUGUUCGAGUCCACCUCGAUCUGACGCGAUGUGGCCUCAUGUUCACGCUCACCACCAACCUGGCCAUCUGGAUGGCGGCCGUGGUGGACGAGUCGGUGCACCAAGCCAAAGGCUACAGCAACUCCAGCCAGUCCCGCUUCCUGUCCAUCGGUGAAGCUCAAAAUCCUAUUGGAGGCAAUGAGUGUCAGUGCAAAACAGCCCUGUGCGAGAUCUUCCAGCAGGGUUAUUUCUACCUGUACCCCUUCAACAUCGAAUACAGCCUCUUCGCCUCCACCAUGCUCUAUGUCAUGUGGAAAAACGUGGGGCGACUGCUGGCAGGCCCCACCCAUGGCCACGGCCAUACUCCCGAGCGGUCCAGCCUCUUCCGGGAAACCUUCUUCGUGGGCCCUGCGCUAGGGCUGUUGCUCUUCGUGGUGGGCCUGGCCGUGUUCAUUCUUUACGAGGUGCAAGUGAGUGGAGACGGGGUGCGCAAGCAGCAGGCCCUGGUGGCCUAUUACAGCUUCCACAUCGUCUGCCUGGGCCUCAUGACCUUGGUCAGCCUCAGUGGCUCGGUGAUCUACCGGUUCGAUCGUCGGGUCAUGGACCACCACAAAAACCCCACUCGGACCCUAGACGUGGCCCUGCUGAUGGGAGCAGCCCUGGGCCAGUAUGCCAUCUCCUACUACUCCAUCGUGGCCGUGGUGGUGGGCACACCCCGAGAUCUGCUCGGGGCGCUCAACCUGGCUCAUGCCCUGGUCAUGAUAGCCCAGCACACCUUCCAAAAUAUGUUUAUUAUUGAGAGCCUCCAUCGUGGCCCCCCGACAGAAGAGACCCCCGAGGCCGUCACCAAGGAGCCCUGCCCCGGUCUGACCUUCACUAACCUGGACGCCCUCCACACCUUGCCCGCCUGCCCGUCCACCCCGAGGCUGGUGAACCCUGCGGGCCCCACGCAGCACCCCGGGGAAACAGCUGGCGCGAUUGUCUUGCCCCCCUCAAGGAUUCACUGGAGACGCCGCUGUCUAAAGGACAUCUCUCUGUUUCUUCUGCUCUGCAAUGUCAUUCUGUGGGUGAUGCCAGCCUUCGGGGCACGCCCCCAUUUCAGCAACAAGGUGGAGGUGGAUUUCUACGGGCACUCGCUCUGGGCUGCCAUUGUCAACAUCUGCCUUCCCUUUGGCAUAUUCUACCGCAUGCAUGCCGUGUCCAGCCUGCUCGAGGUCUACGUGCUCUCCUGA